Messenger RNA from Exophiala bonariae, 351 nucleotides. RefSeq lists its product as uncharacterized. Gene Ontology annotation, biological process: mitochondrial respiratory chain complex III assembly. Bases 1 to 351 code for a protein of 116 amino acids. The record is from RefSeq and is a predicted model, not a curated record. Lineage: Eukaryota; Fungi; Ascomycota; Eurotiomycetes; Chaetothyriales; Herpotrichiellaceae. The transcript has 3 exons. Gene Ontology annotation, cellular component: mitochondrial membrane.
AUGUCGGGGAAAGGGGCCAUGUACGCGAAGAUGACCGGGAUCUUCGUCACCUUCGCAGUCGGCGGACCAGCUCUAAUGUACUACGUCACACCGGCCGAAGGCGAACUGUUCAAACGCUUCAGCCCGGAACUGCAGAAACGCAACCUGGAGCUGCGCGACGAGCGGAUGAAGAACCACCAGGAAUUCGUCGCCCAGCUGAAGGAGUACAGCAAGUCGGACAAACCCAUCUGGGUCGCCGCCGCCGAGGCCCAGGCCAAGGCCAGGGAGGAUGCCCUGAGGAGUCAGGACGAGCAGCACGCCGCCCAGGAGAAGAUGCGUUUGGAGAUGAGGGCGCAGGCCCAGGGGAGAUGA